Messenger RNA from Bactrocera latifrons, 995 nucleotides. It is a transcript of the gene dUTPase, whose product is annotated as deoxyuridine 5'-triphosphate nucleotidohydrolase. The transcript has 2 exons. NCBI's taxonomy places the organism in Eukaryota, Metazoa, Arthropoda, Insecta, Diptera, Tephritidae. Gene Ontology annotation, molecular function: dUTP diphosphatase activity; magnesium ion binding. Gene Ontology annotation, biological process: dUMP biosynthetic process; dUTP catabolic process. Bases 16 to 822 code for a protein of 268 amino acids. The record is from RefSeq and is a predicted model, not a curated record.
CAAUUUUUGGCAAAAAUGGCGCGAAUUAUAGCAUCCUUUGCAAAAACCACCAUUCCAAAAUUGGCUGGCGAAGUGAGCGGAUUUGUGGAUCUUCAUAUACGUAGCUGUACACAAAAAGUUGGUAGUGUAAUGUCGACUGUCGAAGUAUUGAAGAAAAAAUUAGAAGACGUCGAAAGUCCCUUGCCUAAAAAGAUGAAGGUUGAAUCAAAAUGUGUACUGCGUUUUGCAAAGAUGACCGAGCAUGCUGAAGCACCGGUACGUGGUUCGCCACGAGCGGCCGGUUUUGAUUUAAAAAGCGCUUACGAUGUGAAUAUACCAGCGCGUGGAAAAGCUGUGGUGAAGACUGAUUUGCAAGUACAAGUACCAGAGGGAUCUUACGGACGUGUUGCGCCACGCUCUGGACUAGCUGUUAAGAACUUUAUAGAUGUUGGUGCUGGAGUUGUAGAUGAAGACUACCGUGGUAACUUGGGCGUUGUAUUAUUUAAUCAUUCAGAUGAAGAUUUCGAAGUGAAACGAGGAGAUCGAAUUGCACAAUUUAUCUGUGAGCGCAUUUUCUAUCCAGAGUUGGAAGAGGUAGACAAACUUGAUGAUACAGAACGUGGAACCGGUGGUUUUGGUUCGACUGGUAUAAAAGAGAUCGCUGCCAAAAAUGGUAAUGGACGUGCGGCUAUGGAAACUGAAGAAGUUAAAGAUAAAGUGGAAGAAACUAAAGUUGAUGGCAAGACGGAUGAAAGUAACGAAGUUGCCAAGGAUGAAAAACCAAAAAACGGUGAUACAGUUCCUGAAGAUACAAAUGGUACUACUGCUACCGCUACGGCUUAAACCCGAAGGUUAUGCUCUGCCGUGAUGCAAGAUAUUUUGCUUAAAGUUAUUACUAGUUUCUAAGCUCAUCAUUUCAUUCCCCUAAAAUUGCACCAUUGUAUUAACGCAUUGUAAUUUGUAAAAUUCGCAGCCAAUAAUGCCAUCACAUUAAAGUUUUUAACUUAUAUUUAAAA